Penicillium verhagenii is the source of this 240-nucleotide messenger RNA. Its product is annotated as tetratricopeptide repeat domain protein. The transcript has a single exon. The record is from RefSeq and is a predicted model, not a curated record. The coding region runs from base 1 to 240 and encodes 79 amino acids. Lineage: Eukaryota; Fungi; Ascomycota; Eurotiomycetes; Eurotiales; Aspergillaceae.
AUGAGGUCCAUCCGAGAGCUGGCCUGGAAAUUCAUGGAAGGAGGAGUCAAAAAGCGAGAACUGAAUGAAGAUGAUACUCUGUCAACGAAUACCGCUGGCGAGCUGUGGAACGAGGCCUUGGGCUUUUUUCGAGCCCAUCAUGAGCCUGACUCUGACUUGAUGGUUCAGAUAGAGGCAAAUUUGGAGCAUCUUUACACUGUAAAACUUCCAGACUGGGGGGCUGGUAUCAAUAUCUUGUAA